Messenger RNA from Salvia hispanica, 1208 nucleotides. NCBI's taxonomy places the organism in Eukaryota, Viridiplantae, Streptophyta, Magnoliopsida, Lamiales, Lamiaceae. The record is from RefSeq and is a predicted model, not a curated record.
AUGGCGGACAAGCAUAUUCUACUGGUAACCUACCCCGCUCAGGGCCACAUCAACCCGUCUCUCCAGCUCGCCAAACGCCUCGCCAAACGCGGCGUUAACGUCACAAUCCUCACCAGCCGCUACGCCACCGCCGCCAUCUCUCCAUCCUUCCACCCCCUAAUCGACGUCGUUUCAUUCUCCACCGCCUUCGAGUGGUCCACCCAAGACGCUUCCAGAUACAUGAAAGAGCUCUCCCACCACGGCACCAAGGCCAUCGAAGCCGCCGUCGCCGCCCGCCCCUACACUCGGAUCGUCUACAAUCUCCUCGUGCCAUGGGCAGCCCGCGCCGCCCGCCGCCUCGGCGUCCCCUUCACGCUCCUCUGGAUCCAACCGGCAGCUCUCUUCGGCGUCUAUUUUCAUUACUAUAAUAACAAAUUUGAUCCUUCUGAUGAAGUGAUCGAGCUGCCGGGGCUGCCGCGCCUCCGCCGCGGCGAACUGCCGUCUUUUUUUCAGGAUACGAGUCCGAGCACGUUCGAUUUCGCGAUUGCGCUGUUCAGUGAGAAUUUUGAGAUUUUGGACGGAGAGGAUGAGAAGCCGACGGUGGUGGUGAACACGUUCGACGCGUUGGAGGCGGAGGCUCUGAGAGAUUUGGAUAAGUACAGAUUGCUGGCGAUCGGGCCGUUGAUUCCUUCUGCUUUUUUGGACGGUUCGGAUCCAUCCGACGUCGCCUUCGGAGGUGAUUUGAUUCAGAAAAGUGAAAAUUACAUGCAAUAUUUGGAUUCUUUGGAGAGGGAAUCGGUGAUCUACGUGGCGUUCGGGAGCUAUUUGGAGCUGACGUGGCGGCAGACGGAGGCGAUAGCCGAAGCGCUGGUGAGGAUCCGGCGGCCGUUCCUGUGGGUGGUGAGAGGCUCGGAUGAGAGAGAGAAGCUGAGGUGUAAGGAGGAGCUAUUGAAGAGAGGGAGAGUGGUGAAUUGGUGCAAUCAGGUGGAGGGGGAGAUUGUGGAGGCAGAUGAGAUCGUGCGGUGUUUGGAGAUGGUGAUGGACGGCGGAGAUGAGAGUAGGAAGAUGAGGGAAAACGCUAAGAAAUGGAGGGAUUUGGCGAGGGAGGCUGUGGACGAUGGUGGAACUUCUCAAGUUAAUCUUGGCAUCUUCUUGAAUCAAAUUGUCGGCGGCCGUUAAUUAAUAACGGUUUGAUUAUCACUUAAAUAAACAACAAUAUCCAAUAUGAA